This is a messenger RNA of Rhodamnia argentea, 1615 nucleotides long. Its product is annotated as PAN domain-containing protein At5g03700. The coding region runs from base 153 to 1583 and encodes 476 amino acids. The record is from RefSeq and is a predicted model, not a curated record. NCBI's taxonomy places the organism in Eukaryota, Viridiplantae, Streptophyta, Magnoliopsida, Myrtales, Myrtaceae. The transcript has 2 exons.
GGUAGAGAGAGAGAGAAAGUGCUUGGAAGGGGACAAUGCAUGGUUCUAGCACUCAUGCCCCCCUCUCUUUCUCUCUCUAUUCUCGCCGGAAAACACUCCAAUAACCGCACUGAAACCUUCGACAUGAGUCCCAAGAUCUCCCAAACCGACCCAUGAUCAAUCACCACCGCCGCCGCCGCCGCCAUCACCACCACCACCACCUCAUUUUCCUCACCGCCGUCUUGCUCUCCCUCGCCCCCUCCGAACCCGACAUCCGAACCGGUUACCGCGUCACCGUCGCGAUCCCCCCGGCCUACGUCCCCGGUUUCGUCGGGCGGGCCUACCUGAUGGAGGCCGGCGGUGGCGGCGGGCGGUCACCGUCUUUCAAGGUCGCGCUGAGCGCGGAGGCGAGCGGCGGCGGCAACUACUCGUGCUCGCUGGAGGUCUUCCUCGGGGACGUCAAGGUGUGGAGCUCGGGUCACUCCUCGCGCUUCUACGUGGAGGACCGGUGCGCGCUCGAGCUCGCCGCGGACGGCGACCUCCGGUUGAAGGGUCCCGACGAGAGGAUCGGGUGGCGAACCGGGACCUCCGGUCAGGCCGUCGAGAGAUUGCAGAUACAGGGCACGGGCAAUCUUGUUUUGGUGGACGCGUCGGACCGGAUCAAAUGGCAGAGCUUCAAUUUCCCGACCGACGUGAUGCUCUGGGGCCAACGGCUGAGCGGGGCGACCCGGCUGACGUCGUACCCGGCGAACUCCACGUCAUUCUACUCCUUCGAGAUCGAACGCAACAGGGUCGCUCUGUACUUGAACCACGGCAGGUUCAAGUACUCCUACUGGGGGUUCGCGCCUUCCCUGAGCCGUAACAUCACCUUCGUCAAGCUGGGCACCGGGGGCCUGGACCUGUUCAAUUACAAGUACAAGAAGAUCGCGCGCAUCACGGCUCCGCGGUCCGAGCCGCCCCGGUUCCUGGCGCUCGAUAACCGGACCGGCAACAUGGGGCUCUACUACUACUCCCCUAUCGAGGCCAAGUUCGCGGUGUCGUUCCUGGCGCUCAACGCGACGUGCGACCUCCCCAUGUCGUGCCCGCCCUACGGCAUUUGCACCCUCUCGAGCGCCUGCUCAUGCAUCCGCCUGACUAGGAAGCUGGACGGGGCCGGCCUGGACUGCGGGGAGGGAAUCUCGGGUGGGUUCUGUGGGGGGGCAGGCCGACCGGCUAUGGAGAUGAUCGAGUUGGACGGGGUCGACAGCGUGAUUAAGGACGGCCCGAAACGGGUCAACCUUAGCAAAGAGGAGUGCACGAGCCUGUGCUCAGGGGACUGCGACUGCGCCGCCGCAUUGUACUCGUCGCGCCUACGGGAAUGUUACUUGUAUGGGAUCGUGAUCGGGAUCAAGCAGGUGGUUCGGGGGAGCGGGCUGAGUUACCUGGUGAAGGUACCGAAAGGGAGUAGAGGGAGGCGCGGCCGGUCGGGUUUGAAGAAAUGGGUUAUGGUUUUGGUGGGCGUGGUGGACGGAUUGAUCCUGGUGGCAGUCGUUGGUGGGCUCGGGUAUUAUUUGAUUCGGAAGAGGCGGAAGACGACGGCGUUGCGGGCGGGGAACGGCUCUUGAUGGACUGCCUCUGAUUUUUCGGGCUUUUUUUU